Molecule: messenger RNA, 1167 nt
Organism: Miscanthus lutarioriparius
Lineage: Eukaryota; Viridiplantae; Streptophyta; Magnoliopsida; Poales; Poaceae
Source: the annotation of a GenBank genome assembly
AUGGAGCCGAGGCGGAUCUCGGCGAGCCCGCGCCCGUGCAGCGGGCGGCGGGUGGUGGCGGCCAGGAAGAGGCCGAGGCAGGAGGCCGUAGUGAGCAGCGUGCGUAAGCUGCAGCGCCGGGAGAUCAGCUCCCGCCGCGACCGCUCCUUCGCCUUGAGCGCCGCGCAGGAGCGCUUCCGCAACAUACAGCUGCAGGAAGAGUUUGAUACUCAUGAUCCAAAGGAGAACACUUUGCUACUCCCUUACUUGAGGAAAAGUCAGGAGUAUGUGCUGCUUUUUAGUAGAGGUACAUUCAAGCGAGGACAACCAGAUGCUGGUUUCCCUCUUUUCGAGUCUGAGUCAUUGAAAUGGCCUGGAUUUGUAGAGUUUGAUGAUGUCAAUGGGAAGGUUUUGACUUAUUCUGCUCAAGACAGCACUUACAAGGUGUUUGAUUUGAAAAACUACACGCUACUGUAUUCGGUGUCUGAUAAGAAUGUUCAAGAAAUAAAGAUCAGCCCUGGGAUAAUGCUAUUGAUUUAUACAAGAACAAGCAGCUCGGUUCCUCUGAAGAUUCUUUCCAUUGAGGAUGGUACAGUCUUGAAGUCCUUCAGCCACCUUCUCCAUCGUAAUAAGAAGGUAGAUUUCAUUGAACAGUUCAAUGAAAAGCUUCUGGUCAAGCAGGAAGGAGAGAAUCUUCAAAUUCUGGAUGUAAGGAACUUCCAGUUGACAGAAGUGAGCAGAACUGAGUUUAUGACUCCAUCUGCCUUUAUCUUUCUGUAUGAGCUGCAACUGUUCCUGACAUUCAGGAAUCGAUCAGUAGCAGUUUGGAACUUUCGAGGUGAACUGGUCACAUCAUUUGAAGAUCACCUGUUGUGGCACACUGACUGCAACACAAACAACAUAUACAUUACAAGUGAUCAAGAUCUUAUUAUUUCAUACUGCAAGGCUGACUCAACUGAUUCAUCUUCAGAAGAAAAUGCUGGCUCUAUAAACAUCAGCAGCAUACUGACUGGCAAAUGCUUGGCCAAAAUAAAUCCUGGAAAUUCAUGCAAGCAAAAGAAAGCAUGGAGGUUCCAGAAUACGGUCUCGGAGGCCCUUGAGGACAUCACAGCUCUGUACUAUGACGAAGAUCGUGAUGAGAUCUACACUGGCAACCGGCAUGGCCUUGUCCAUGUGUGGUCGAACUGA